This is a messenger RNA of Podospora anserina S mat+, 642 nucleotides long. RefSeq lists its product as uncharacterized. The coding region runs from base 1 to 642 and encodes 213 amino acids. The transcript is spliced from 3 exons. The record is from RefSeq and is a predicted model, not a curated record. Lineage: Eukaryota; Fungi; Ascomycota; Sordariomycetes; Sordariales; Podosporaceae.
AUGACUUCCAUCAGAGAAUGGAAAGCAGACGAAUACCAAAAGAGUCUCGGCUUCGUCCCCAAGCUCGCGACAAAAGUGUUGGAGUGGCUUGACCUAACGAGAACACGCGUACAACCAGAUGGAAUCCUAGACAUUGAAAUCGGCCGUGUCCUAGCCCAAGGAGAGGGCAAACUUCUGGGAUUAGACCGAUCACCGAGCAUGAUCCGGGCCGCGAGGGAGAAUUUUGUCUUUGAGAUGGGCGGGAUGGGGAAUAUCGCUGAGGCGAGGGCCGCGAUGAUGGGGGUGGUUGCUAGGACGCUGAAACAAGCGCCCGAGAAUAUUAGGGAGCCGUGGUUUUUUCCUGAUGAGGAGUGGGUCAGGGACAUGAUGGAGGUCAAGGUUGGGGGGUUUGAGGUCGAAAGGAGUGAGAUGGAGUGGAGGCCUACCAAGAUUGAUGGGAGGGGGGGCCUGGAGGGGUGGGUUAGGUUGAUUGGGGGCAAGUUGUUUGGGUUGAUCAGGGACGAGAAAGAAAGGGAGGAAGCAGUGAGGGAGGUGGUCAGGUUGUUGGAAAUUGUUUGUAGAAGGGAACCAGCGCGCGAAAGGGGGGAUGUGGAGUACGUGGUGAAUUAUGUUCGGUUGAGGGUCGUUGCUAGGAGAUUGUAG